Messenger RNA from Trypanosoma rangeli, 1737 nucleotides. RefSeq names its product double-strand-break repair protein rad21. Lineage: Eukaryota; Euglenozoa; Kinetoplastea; Trypanosomatida; Trypanosomatidae. The transcript has a single exon. Gene Ontology annotation, cellular component: synaptonemal complex; cohesin complex. The record is from RefSeq and is a predicted model, not a curated record. Gene Ontology annotation, biological process: synaptonemal complex assembly; mitotic sister chromatid cohesion; replication-born double-strand break repair via sister chromatid exchange. Bases 1 to 1737 code for a protein of 578 amino acids. Gene Ontology annotation, molecular function: chromatin binding; protein binding.
AUGUUCUUCUCCACGUAUGUAUUGACAAAGCGGGGGCCGCUCGCGAAGAUUUGGCUUGCCGCGCACUGGGACCGUCGCUUGACGCGCAACGAGGUGCGUGUGGUGGACCUGCGCCAGUCGGUGGUCGAUAUUGUGCAGCCGGCGGUACCCAUCGCCUUGCGUACCAGCGGUGAGCUUCUCGUUGGGGUGGUGCGCAUUUACGCGCUGAAGGUGAAGCACCUGCUGAAGGACGCCACGGACGCCACCCUCAUCCUCCGCGUCGCGCCACUUCCGGCAAAGGCCGGUGUUGCGCCCUCCGGUCUCAGCAAAAAUAACAAGCAGGAGUCCGAAGGGGCCGGGGCCAUGGCAAUGCUCGAUGGCGUGCUGAUCAGCGGCAAUGGCGACAUUGAGGCGGUGACAUUUGACUGGAGCGGCGGCGCCGCGUCGGGGGCUGUGGCGACAGGGAAGACUGACGCCGAGGCUCUUGAGGCUCGGUUUGACGACAUUGCUGACCUGCUGUAUGGCACAAAGCAGCCACGUAGCACGCCCGGCAUCAGCAACAGCGGGAGUCGCAACAAUGAUGCAUCCGCGCUGCUGGCCUCUGCGUGGUACGCUGUGGAGCCCGCCUCGCAGACGAUGGAGGAGCUUCACAGCACCCAGCAGGACUACGAUGAGAUUGCCAAGCUGCGGGCUGAUCUGGCCGCCUUCGGGGACCGCGUGAGCGGCAGCAGCAGCAGCAAAAAGUCAAGCAACCCUAGCAUUGAGAAGGCGCGUAGCAGCGGCGUGAUGGGAAUGACAGCCGCGACCGGACUCGGCGGUGAGUUUGCCGGCUUUCCCGCCCCGGGGGAGGAGAUGGACAUAGGCGUACCGCUGCCGGAGGAUCAUGCACUGUUUCCAGACUUCAUGAUGCCGCCGCAGGGGGGCGAGGAUCCCCUCGCGCUUCCGGACAUGGCACAACCGCAACAGGAGGAGCCGCAGGCGCCGCUACACGCGACGGCACGCAAGACGCGCUCUGUGAACGUGCUUGACCUCGCCGCCACCACCGUAUCGGGCGAGACGGUGCAGCGGUGGAUGGAUGACCGCAGCGACAUCGUUGACACGGUGCCCAGGCGUGGGCCGUACGACGCGCAGGAGGCGCGUGACCGCGCUACACUCACGCCAGAGUCGAGCAAACACGAGGUGUGGGCGCUGGUAGACGCAGCACCGCUCUCCUGGCAGCCGAACCCGUCGCUCCGCGCGAUGUACACGACGCUGCUGCGCCCGUUUGUGGCGCAGGCUGAGGCCGCCGCCGUGCCACCACUGCACCAACAAUUCCAGCAGCAGCAACAGUACGAUGAAAACGUCCCGGCAGGCGGAAUGGAGGAGGAGGGCGUGUUCGCUGCGGCGUUGAACGAGGAAGAGGCGAUGCAGGCACGCAAGCGCGGACGCGAUGAUAAAAAUGUGAAUGACACCACCAGCGUCACUGGAGGCCUCUCGAUGGCCGCCAUGGCGACACUCAAGCGCGUCCGUGACGAGCUUGUGCUUCCGGUGCAAUAUGAACGGCCGUCAAAGCGGGCACGGAAGGAGCUCGCCACUCGCGAGUUUUGCCUGUUGCAAAGCGUUUGCCGCGGCAUGCGUCGCCGUGAGGCCGCCCGCGCCUUUGUCAGCGUGCUUGCCCUUGCCUCGAAGCAACUUGUCUCCGUGCGUCAGCCGGCACUGGCAGGGGAUGUCGAGUUGGGCCUCCUGCCUGCGGGAGAAGGCCUUUUGCUCGCGUCUUAA